This is a messenger RNA of Salvia splendens (bonfire salvia), 1858 nucleotides long. RefSeq lists its product as uncharacterized. Gene Ontology annotation, molecular function: nucleic acid binding. The transcript is spliced from 8 exons. The coding region runs from base 122 to 1729 and encodes 535 amino acids. NCBI's taxonomy places the organism in Eukaryota, Viridiplantae, Streptophyta, Magnoliopsida, Lamiales, Lamiaceae. The record is from RefSeq and is a predicted model, not a curated record.
AAUUGCCCAACAUUUAGAUUCGGGUAGUUUUAUCAUCACUCUUUCCAGCCCGGUUGCUAAACCCACCACCGCGUGGUGGCGCCGUCAACCCGCACACGGCGGCGCUCUUCAUACAACGAAGAUGAAGUCGGCAUUAAAAGCUUCCAUAUAUUUGCUAUCUGCUAAUAAAUUUUGGGUAAAUACAAGCAGCAAGGUUUCAUCGAGAUCGAUUAUAUCCACCUUUGACCUUCUCCGCGGCCAAAUCGACUGCAGCUUCCAUGCACGAGAAUUUCAGAGCUCGAAUAGGGCUGUUCACUCUUCUGCUCAUGAGGAUGAUGAUUUCUCAGAGUUGGAUUCGGGAGUAUCAGAAUGCCUUCCAAAUAAAAUUGAAUCAGUUAUCGAGAAAGUUGAUUUUGUGGGUGAUGAUGUUUCCUUAGAAGUGAAUCCAGGAAUAUCAGAUUGGCCUGACCAGGAAAUUAAUUUGGUUACUGAAAAAUCUGAUGCAUUUUUGGUAGGUUCACAAGUAUUUUUAUUGUUUCCCCUUAUUUAUGCAAUAAUGUCAUUAAUUAAAUUAUGUGUGCGUCAUUUUUUACUUGAGCUGUGCUCUUUUGCUGUUGAGGAUGAUGAUGCUUUCUCAGAACUAGGACCGGGAACAUCAGAAGUCCCCGCUAAGAAACUGAAUUUGGUUACUGAAAAACGCGAUCAUUUUUCGAGAACUCAUUCCAAGAAAAAGGCCCAUUCUUCAGGUCACAAGGAUCUGAUGAAAGCCAUUGCCAGAUCUUUUGCUACUCCAUCUACUAAGCCUCGUGUCCCUUCUAAUGUGCGGAUGCCUAAUGAUAAUAAGGAGCCGGGUAGCAAGUCCCUAUCUUCAGAUUACAGGCCAAAUGGGGAGGAGGGAGUUGGAGCAGUUGCCAAAUCUUCUACAACUUCAUCUACUGAGUCUCAUGCCCCUCAUAAUCCCCCAACAUCUACUGAUGGCAAUAAAAAUAUAUUUGAAACAAAAUAUCCACUCUCUGUCUCCGUUAUGAAUAUACCUUCUGAAGUUGGUCUCCCGAAGCUCAUAGAAGCUAUUUCAGUAUUCGGAAAGGUUUCUGGUGCUUCUUUUGUGACUACAUCUGAAAAUUUUAAGUGUUGUAACAUUGAUUUUGAGGAUGGAGACUCAUGCAAGGGAGCAGUUUCAGCUGGUAAAGUUGAAGUGGGAAGUCACACAUUUUUAGUUAAUCCUCUUGAUGCUGUAGAUCUAGUUGCAGUGAGGAUCAAGAACAUAAAAGUAAGGACUACUGAUUCUGCAGUACACUCCAUAUGCAAGUCAGCUGGCGAAUUAGUGGGAUUGACUAGGACAGACAGGACCUGUGUGGAUGCCUUCUUCAACGUCCGGAAUCAUACUUGCCAUCAGGACAUAGUUAAAAAGUUAAAUAAUACAGUAUGUGAAAGCAACCAAUGGUCUGCUUGCGAGCUCCCAAGCAUAUCUAACGCAUCUGAAGCUGAAUACAAUUUGCAUUCCCAGAUUGCUGAUCACUGCGCCAAGCUGAACACACAACUUUCCUUGAAAAGAAUAUAUCUGCAGGAUCUAGAGAGCUUAAACAAGAGUGUAAUGCACCUAAAAGACAUAUCACCUCCCUUGAAUCACUCAGAACCAAGCAGGCGAGAAUGUGGUGAAGUGGACCCAUGCGAAGGAUAUUUAUUAAUCCCAUCCCAUGUGCAUCCAAAAGGACAAACUCGUGGGCAUCGAAGAUUUGAAUCGAAUUGAAACUUGCUCUAUUAUUUUGUACUGUGUAUAGGACAAAAUAUUUAUGAAACGGUAGAUAUUAACAAAUUUAGUUAUACGCUUUGAAUGUAUUGUUAGAAAGUUGAUGGAAUCUUAAAUUUUGAUCUCGAA